Messenger RNA from Pygocentrus nattereri (red-bellied piranha), 14954 nucleotides. RefSeq names its product dynein heavy chain 9, axonemal. Lineage: Eukaryota; Metazoa; Chordata; Actinopteri; Characiformes; Serrasalmidae. The record is from RefSeq and is a predicted model, not a curated record. The coding region runs from base 8 to 13408 and encodes 4466 amino acids. The transcript is spliced from 70 exons. Gene Ontology annotation, cellular component: dynein complex. Gene Ontology annotation, biological process: microtubule-based movement. Gene Ontology annotation, molecular function: ATP binding; dynein intermediate chain binding; minus-end-directed microtubule motor activity.
CACAAACAUGGAAGAGGACGAGUCUCCAGCGGCUGAUAAACGGCUCGGGUUUUUAGAAGAAUAUGUCCUCAAAACCAUGAAGCUCAAGUCUGACCGCUGGCAGAAAUGCCUGGCGGUGGAGGAGCACAAACAAGUGAUCCAGGACUUCUUGGAUAAACCUGACCACACGACCCUCGUGGUGUCUCUGAGCGCCGCCGGUCAGCUGAUACCCGCUUCAGGCUUUGCCGGGGCUUCGAAGAACAAAGCGGUUUAUUUCAUCAAACGGAGCCAAACCGCUCUCUCCUCGGACACAAUGAGGGCUAACGUACUGCACGGAGACAUGUCCAGCUCCGCUCUGGAGCAGUUCUCCGCCUUUGUGGAAGAGGUUGUGGUUCCAGUGCUGCUCAACAACAAAAACCACUGUCAGUGGCCGCACGUUGUCUCUGAGGACCUAAUGCGACACGUCCAUGCCCUGAAGACCAGUGUGUUUGUGGUCGCUGGACAAGUCAAAGGCAAAACUCUCCUUCCUCUCCCCCCAGGGUCAGAGAGAAUCGAACAGGCUGCUUUUGAGAGAGAAAAGAGAGGGGAUCUGGUUGAUAAGAGCAUCAUCCACUCUAUUGAAUCUAUGGUGAUUGAGUGGAGUCAUCAGAUUCAUGAGGUUCUCAAGAGAGAUUCGUCUGAGCCGCUACUGGAAGGCAAAAAUCCUACCCCACAUGAGGAGCUGAACUUCUGGAAAAACAGAUAUGCGGACCUUGAAUGCAUACAUGACCAAUUUAAGUCACCUAAAGUGGCCAAGAUGGCAGAACUUCUGGAUGCGAUGGAGAGUAGCUAUUACCUUGCUUUUAGAAAUAUGGUACAGGAUGUCAUGAGAGCUCUUGAGGAGGCAAAGGACAUUAAUACCUUCCUGAAGCCAAUACAGCGACAUACAGAAGACUUGGAGAACAUAGAGUUCAGUGAAGUGAAAGGACGAAUUGCACCCCUCAUGCACACCUUGUGUCUAGUGUGGGCCAACUCCAAGCACUACAACACUCCAGCCAGAGUGAUAGUGCUCCUCCAAGAGAUCUGCAAUCUCUUCAUUCAACAGGCUCGGAGUUAUCUUAACCCUGAGGACAUCCUGAAAGGUGAGGUGGUGGAGAGCCUUGCACGUGUGCAGACAGCUCUGGAUGUACUUACACACUUCAAGAGUGUCUUUGAAGACAGAAGAAACAGCCUUAGUCAGUACCGGAGAAAUGGAAUGGAGGUCAAGCCCUGGGACUUCUCCCCUUUCAUGGUGUUUGCUGGGCUGGACCGCUUCAUGGAGAGAUUAAAAAUGAUUGAAACUUUGCUGCUGACUGUGGUUGAUGUGAUGAAGCUGGAGAAGCUGGAGUUUGGAGGUGUUCGUGGAAGAUCUCUCGGUCAGCAGGUUCUGUGGCUGCAUGAGGAGUUCCUGGAGAAAUAUAAAAUAUUUUCAGAGAAGUCUUAUGACUGCCUUGAUGUUUAUAAUUCGGAGUUUGAAGCUGAUUUCAAUGAGUUUAAGCUCAAGGUAGAAGACACAGAUCGACGCCUGGGUGCAAUUUUUUGUCAGGCUUUUGAUGACUCUUCUGGCCUGGAGCAUGCCUUCAAGGUUCUGGACAUGUUUGGCAGUCUUCUGGAGCGUCCCCUGAUAGCAGCUGAUGCUCAGAAGAAAUACCCUGCGCUGAUCACGAUGUUUGACAAGGAGCUCGACUGCUGCAAGACUCUGUACAAAAGGCACAUGCAGAGCGAGGAGGAGCUCGGUUACACCCUUGUCAAUAAGAACAUGCCUGUUGUAGCAGGUGGACUGAAAUGGGCCCAGCAACUACAGGAACGUAUACAGGUCCCAUACAACAACUUCAGAUAUAUCAGUCAUCCAUGUAUAGAAUCAGCAGAGGGAGUAAAAGUCAUGCAGAAAUAUGACGAAAUGAUGCUGUUGCUCAAAAGAUACUCCUCUAAGCUUUAUGACAAAUGGACAGACUCUGUGGGAGAGAAGUCUCAGUACAAUCUUAAUCAGCCGCUCUUAUCCAGAGACCCGACCACCAGACGCAUCACGGUCAACUUCAACCCACAGUUGGUGUCAGUGUUGCGAGAGGUUAAGUACCUGGAGGCCAGACAAGCUGAGGACAUUCCAGAUCUAGCUGCUGAUAUUUACUCCAAUAAAGAGCUGAUGUGGCAGUACGUGGCCAACCUGGAGCUUACGGCUGGCUGGUACAACAAGGUGAUUCAGACAGUGCUGGAGGUGGAGUUUCCUCUGAUCCAGAGCCAGCUCAGAAAUAUUGACAUCCAGCUCAAAGAGGCUGAGGACACUAUCAACUGGACAAGCAAAGGGAUUUGGGAGUACAUUCAAGAUGUCCGUGAAGCAGUACAUGACCUUGAAAAACGACUGCAGAGGACCAAAGAUAACGUGGAUGAAAUCCAGAGCAUCAUGAAGAUGUGGGCUAAUCCCAUCUUUGAGAGGAAGGAGGGAAAAAAAGACAGCCUUCUCAGUCUGGAGGAUAAAAUGGAGCGCUUAGAGAGAACCUAUAGCCAGAUCCACACCUCCGGGUCCAAGAUUCAUUUGUUACUGAAGGAUAACUUGUCACUCUUCAACGCGGACCCCUCAUCAGCUGAAUGGAGGUCGUACAUGGAUUAUGUUGAUGAAAUGGUCGUAGACGGCUUCUUCAAUAGCAUCGAGAGUUCCCUAAAAUUCUUCUUGGACAAUACAGACCAGAAGCCUGGAUUGGCUCCUCUCUUUGAAGCUCAGUUAGACCUGCAGGUUCCUGAAUUGGUGUUUCAUCCCUCUCUGGAGUUUGGGGCAUCUGAUGGCUUCUUUGACUUAGUGGAGAGUCUCAUCAAUGAUGUCUACAGGAUCUCCUCUUUGGUACCACGGCUGGCUGAGCAUAGUAGCUUUCCACACUACCAGGCUGAUAUGGAGGACAUGGCAGACCUUGCAGACAUGCGUCAGCUUCUAAUGGAGCGUGUGCAGAGGGUCAUGGCACAGUGCUGCGAGCACCGUAAUGGAUUUGAACGCUACGCUUACCUUUAUGUCGACGACAGGAAAGAGUUUAUGAGACAGUUCCUGCUUUAUGGCCACGUUCUCACGAGUGAGGAGAUCGAGGCUCACGCUGAGGACGGGGUCCCAGAGAACCCUCCCACUCUGGAGAGGUUCCGUGAGCAAGUGGACUCCUACGAGAGUGUAUAUGAAGAAGUGCAGAAGCUAGAGCCUGUCCAUGUGUUCGAGGGCUGGAUGAGGGUGGACGCACGGGCCUUUAAAAGUGCUCUGCUCAACAUCAUCAAAAAGUGGAGCCUCAUGUUCAAACAACAUCUUAUCGACCAUGUAACACACAGUUUGUCUGAUCUAGAAGAGUUUAUUAAAUAUGCUGAGAGUGGUCUUAGUAAGAAGGUGGAGGAGGGGGACUAUGCUGGCCUGGUGGAGGUUAUGGGUCACUUAAUGGCGGUGAAAGAGAGACAGAGUGCCACUGAUGAAAUGUUUGAGCCACUGCAGCACACCAUUGAUCUGCUGAAGACAUAUGAGCAGGAACUGCCAGAUGUGGUGUACAAACAGCUUGAGGAGCUGCCUGAGAAAUGGACUAACAUCAAGAAGCAAGCUGUGGUAGUGAAGCAGCAUGUGGCUCCCCUGCAGGCCAGCGAGGUAGCUAACCUGCGCAGGAAAUGUGCCACGUUUGAUGUGGAGCAGCACAGCUUCAGGGAACAUUUCCGCACCCAUAGUCCUUUCAGGUUUGACAGCAUGAACGCAUAUGUGAUGCUGAACACAGCCCACAAACAGAUUCAGGAGAAGGAAUCUGUCAUGGCUGGACUCACUGAGUCAGCUAGCCUGUUUGAAGUCAACAUUCCUGACUACAAACAACUCAAGCAGUGUCGCAAAGAGGUGUCCAUUCUCAAAGAACUGUGGGACAUAAUCUCGGUGGUCCAGUUUAGUCUUGAUGCCUGGCGCACCACCCCAUGGCGAGAUAUCAACGUGGACGAGAUGGAUAUGGAGUGCAAGCGGUUCUCCAAGGAGCUGCGAACCCUGGAUAAAGAGGCCCGAGCAUGGGACGCCUUUUGCGGUCUGGACAGUACUGUGAAGAACACUCUGACAUCCCUUCGCGCCGUAGCCGAGCUCCAGAAUCCAGCCAUUCGGCCCAGACACUGGCAGCAGCUUAUGAUGGCCACGGGGGUCCGUUUCAGCAUGGAUGAGGACACCACACUGGCUGACUUGCUGAACCUCAACCUGCACCACUUUGAGGAUGAGGUGAGGGGCAUCGUGGACCGAGCUGUGAAGGAGAUGGGCAUGGAGAAGGUACUGACUGAGCUGGAUGCUACCUGGACUGCGAUGGAAUUUGGAUACGAGUCUCACCCACGGACCGGCAUUCCUCUUCUCAAAUCAGAUGAGGACCUAGUCGAGACACUGGAAGACAACCAGGUGCAGCUGCAGAACCUCAUGUCAUCCAAGCACAUUGCGUUCUUCCUGGAAGAAGUGUCUUCAUGGCAGCGCAGACUCUCAGUGGCUGACUCGGUCGUCUCUAUCUGGUUUGAGGUGCAAAGAACCUGGUCGCACCUGGAGAGCAUUUUCAUUGGCUCAGAGGACAUCCGUUCACAGUUACCAGAGGAUUCCAAGCGCUUUGAAGGAAUUGAUACAGAUUUCAAAGAGCUGGCACAUGAUGCACAUAAAACGCCCAAUGUUGUGGAGGCCACCAAUAAACCUGGGCUCUACAGCAGACUGGAGGACAUUCAGAGCAGGCUGGCUCUUUGCGAGAAGGCUCUGGCUGAGUAUCUGGACACCAAGCGGCUUGCCUUCCCCAGGUUCUACUUCAUCUCCUCUGCUGACCUGCUGGACAUUCUUUCCAAUGGCACUGACCCUCAGCAGGUUCAGAGGCAUCUGUCCAAGUUGUUUGACAACACAGCAAAGAUGAAAUUUGAGACUGAUGCCGAUGGCAACCCCACCAAGAUGGGGCUGGGAAUGUUCAGUAAGGAGGAAGAGUAUGUUCCAUUCAAUGAGCGCUGUGACUGCACCGGCCAGGUUGAAAUAUGGCUGAAUAGAGUUCUGGACACAAUGCGGGCUACUGUGCGCCAUGAGAUGACAGAGGCAGUUGUAACAUAUGAAGAUAAACCCAGGGAACAGUGGCUGUUUGAUUAUCCUGCUCAGGUUGCACUCACCUGUACUCAGAUCUGGUGGACGUCUGAUGUGGGGAUGGCCUUCUCUAGGCUGGAGGAAGGCUAUGAGAACGCUAUGAAGGAGUACUAUAAGAAACAAGUGAGCCAGCUAAACACCCUCAUCACCAUGCUGAUUGGGCAGCUUAGCCCUGGGGACAGGCAGAAAGUCAUGACCAUCUGCACCAUAGACGUCCACGCCAGAGAUGUGGUGGCAAAGAUCAUCGCUCAGAAGGUGGAGAACUCUCAGGCCUUUGUGUGGCUAUCUCAGCUGCGCCACCGCUGGGAUGAGAGCGAGAAGCACUGCUUCGCCAACAUCUGCGAUGCGCAGUUCCUCUACUCCUAUGAGUACCUGGGCAACACGCCACGCCUCGUCAUCACACCGCUCACGGACAGAUGCUACAUCACACUGACCCAGUCGCUGCAUCUCACCAUGAGUGGAGCUCCAGCUGGCCCUGCUGGCACAGGGAAAACGGAGACCACCAAGGACUUGGGUCGAGCGCUCGGCAUUAUGGUCUAUGUGUUCAACUGCUCUGAGCAGAUGGACUACAAGUCCUGUGGCAACAUCUACAAAGGCCUGGCCCAAACGGGCGCCUGGGGCUGCUUCGAUGAGUUUAACCGGAUCUCUGUGGAAGUGCUGUCUGUGGUCGCUGUGCAGGUGAAAAGUAUCCAGGAUGCCAUUCGAGACAAGAAGAAACGCUUUAACUUCAUGGGCGAGGAGGUGAACCUGUUCCCUUCAGUAGGAAUAUUCAUCACUAUGAAUCCGGGCUAUGCUGGCAGGACGGAGCUGCCAGAGAAUCUCAAAGCGCUUUUUCGGCCCUGUGCCAUGGUAGUGCCAGACUUUGAGCUGAUCUGUGAGAUCAUGCUGGUAGCAGAGGGCUUUAUCAAUGCCAGACUGCUGGCCAGGAAAUUCAUCACUCUCUACCAGCUCUGCAAGGAGCUUCUAUCCAAACAGGACCACUAUGACUGGGGUCUGCGGGCUAUUAAGUCUGUGCUGGUGGUGGCCGGCUCUCUGAAGCGGGGCGACCCAGAGCGGCCAGAGGAUCAGGUGCUGAUGAGGGCGCUGCGAGAUUUUAACGUGCCAAAGAUCGUGACGGACGACAUGCCUGUCUUCAUGGGCCUGAUCGGAGACCUUUUCCCAGCUCUGGACGUCCCCCGUAAGAGAGACCUGGACUUUGAAAAGUUUGUCAAACAGUCUGUGCUGGACCUGAAGCUACAGGCUGAAGACAACUUUGUACUGAAGGUGGUGCAGCUGGAGGAGCUUUUGGCUGUGCGCCACUCUGUGUUUGUGGUGGGCAAUGCCGGCACAGGAAAGUCUCAGGUGCUGAAGUCCCUCAACAAGACCUAUCAGAACAUGAAGCGCAGGCCCGUGUGGGCAGACCUCAACCCCAAAGCCGUCACCAACGAUGAGCUGUUCGGCAUCAUUAACCCAGCCACACGAGAGUGGAAAGAUGGCCUGUUUUCUAAUAUCAUGCGUGAGUUGGCCAACAUCAGCCAUGCGGGGCCCAAGUGGAUUGUGCUGGAUGGCGAUAUUGAUCCAAUGUGGAUUGAGUCUUUGAACACAGUAAUGGACGAUAACAAGGUGCUGACUCUGGCCAGUAAUGAGAGGAUUCCUCUGAACCCUACGAUGAGGCUGGUGUUUGAGAUUAGCCACCUCCGCACUGCUACUCCUGCUACUGUCUCCAGAGCCGGUAUUUUAUACAUCAACCCAGCGGAUUUAGGCUGGAACCCACCAGUGUCAAGCUGGAUUGACAGGAGAGAGGUUCAGUCAGAGAAAGCCAAUCUGACCAUCUUGUUUGACAAGUACCUCCCACCAUGUCUGGAUACUCUGAGAUCAAGAUUCAAGAAGAUCAUCCCAAUCCCAGAGCAGAGUAUGGUCCAGAUGCUGUGCCACCUCCUGGAGUGUCUGCUGACCCCAGAGCACACGCCACCAGACUGUCAUAAAGAACUCUAUGAGCUCUAUUUUGUCUUUGCUGCCAUCUGGGCCUUUGGAGGGGCCCUGUUCCAAGAUCAGCUGGUGGAUUACAGAGUGGAGUUCAGUAAGUGGUGGGUGACGGAGUUCAAAACCAUCAAGUUCCCCUCUCAAGGCACUGUAUUUGACUACUACAUCGACCCAGAGACUAAAAAGUUUGAACCAUGGUCUAAGAUGGUGCCCAAAUUUGAAAUGGAUCCAGACGUACCUCUCCAGGCGUGUCUGGUUCACACCACAGAGACUAUUCGGGUGAGCUACUUCAUGGAGCGUCUGCUGGAGAGGAGACGGCCCAUCAUGCUGGUGGGAAACGCUGGCACGGGCAAAUCUGUGUUGGUUGGGGGCAAACUGGCCUCUCUGGACCCUGACAAAUACAGCAUCAAAAAUGUCCCCUUCAACUACUACACCACAUCAGCCAUGCUGCAGGGUGUUUUGGAGAAGCCUUUAGAGAAGAAAGCAGGAAGGAACUACGGCCCCCCGGGGAGCAAGAGGCUCAUCUACUUCAUAGAUGACAUGAACAUGCCAGAAGUGGACGCCUACGGCACAGUGCAGCCACACACGCUCAUCCGCCAGCACAUGGACUACAACCAUUGGUAUGAUAGGAGUAAGCUGCAGCUGAAGGAGAUCCACAACGUGCAGUACGUGUCCUGCAUGAAUCCCACUGCUGGCAGCUUCACUAUUAACCCACGCCUGCAGCGCCAUUUCUCGGUGUUUGCUCUGUCCUUCCCUGGAGUGGACGCUCUGAAUACUAUCUACUGCAGUAUCCUUGGCCAGCACCUGAGCGGGGAAGGAUUCGGAGCUACUGUCCAGAAGAGCGGUCCCCAGCUUGUCCAGCUGGCCCUGGCCUUUCACCAGCGUGUGACCGCUACUUUCCUGCCCACCGCCAUCAAGUUUCACUAUAUCUUCAACCUGCGUGACCUCUCCAACAUAUUCCAGGGCAUCCUGUUCUGUAAAAGUGAGUGCAUGAAGACUCCUCAGGACUUGGUGAAGGUUUAUCUCCAUGAGGCCAACCGAGUUUACCGAGAUAAGAUGGUGGAAGACAAGGACUUUGCCACCUUUGACAAGCUGCAGUUGGAAAUGGUGGGCAAGUUUUACGAGGAUAUGGAGGAGGCCCUGGAGGAGGCGAAGGUGAUGAAUAUGUACUGCCACUUCGCCCUGGGCAUCGGAGAACCCAAAUAUAUGCCCGUGCAGUCCUGGGAGAGCCUCAACAAAACCCUACUGGAGGCGCUCGACAGCUACAAUGAAGUCAAUGCUGCACUGAACCUUGUCCUCUUCGAGGAUGCCAUGUGUCAUAUCUGUCGCAUCAACCGCAUCCUUGAGUCUCCCCGAGGGAAUGCCUUACUGGUUGGGGUGGGCGGCAGCGGUAAACAGAGCCUGACCAGACUGGCAGCCUUCAUCAGCUCCCUAGAGGUCUUCCAGAUCACUCUGAAGAAAGGAUACAGCAUCGCCGAUCUCAAGAGCGAUUUGGGUGCGCUGUGCAUCAAAGCUGGGGUGAAGAAUGUUGGCACGGUGUUUCUAAUGACAGAUGCCCAGGUUGCAGAUGAGAAGUUCCUCGUGUUAGUCAACGACCUUUUGGCAUCUGGUGAAAUUCCAGACCUCUUCCCUGAUGAUGAAGUUGAGAACAUCAUCAACGGUGUGAGGAAUGAAGUGCGUGGGCUGGGCCUCCUGGACAGCAAGGAAAACUGCUGGAAGUUCUUCAUUGAACGUGUCCGUCGGCAACUCAAAGUAGCCCUGUGCUUCUCCCCUGUGGGCAGCAAGCUGAGGGUGCGCGGCAGAAAAUUCCCAGCUGUGGUGAACUGCACGGUCAUCGACUGGUUCCACGAGUGGCCACAGGAGGCCCUGGAGUCAGUCAGCCUGAGGUUUCUACAGGAAGUGGAGCACAUUGAGCCGGAAGUGAAGGACUCUGUGAGCAAGUUUAUGGCCUAUGUCCACGUCAGCGUGAACAAGACCUCCAAAGACUACCUGGCCAAUGAGAGACGUUACAACUACACUACUCCCAAGUCCUUCCUGGAGCAAAUCAAGCUGUACAGGAACCUGUUGGCCCUCAAGAGGAAAGAUCUCACCAUUAAAAUGGAGAGACUAGAAAAUGGCCUGCAGAAGCUCAACAGCACUUCCGCUCAGGUGGACGACCUGAAGGCCAAGCUGGCGGCUCAGGAGGUGGACUUGAAGCAGAAGAACGAGGACGCAGACAAGCUGAUCCAGGUGGUGGGCGUGGAGACAGAGAAGGUGAGCCGUGAGAAGGCUGUCGCCGAUGAGGAGGAGCAGAAGGUGGCGAGCAUUGCCGUGGUGGUGAGCCGGAAACAGAGGGACUGUGAAGAGGACCUGGCCAAAGCUGAACCUGCUCUUGUAGCAGCCCAGGAAGCCCUCAACACGCUCAACAAGAAUAACCUGACAGAGCUGAAGUCUUUUGGCUCUCCUGUGGCUGCUGUUACGAAUGUGACCGCUGCAGUCAUGGUCCUCAUGGCUCCUGGUGGCCGGGUUCCGAAGGACCGCAGCUGGAAAGCGGCCAAGGUGAUGAUGGCCAAAGUGGACGCCUUUCUGGACAUGCUGAUUAACUUCAACAAGGAGAACAUCCAUGAGAACUGCCUGAAAGCCAUCCAGCCCUAUCUGCAGGACCCUGAGUUUAAGCCAGAGCUGGUGGCAGCUAAGUCCUACGCUGCGGCAGGCUUGUGCUCCUGGGUUAUUAACAUAGUGAAGUUCUAUGAGGUUUACUGUGAAGUGGAGCCCAAGAGACAAGCCCUGAACAAGGCCAAUGCAGAGCUAGCCACAGCUCAGGAGAAACUCUCCAUCAUCAAGGCAAAAAUCAAUCACCUUAAUGAGAACUUGGCGAAGCUGACGGCAAAGUUUGAGAAAGCCACAGCAGACAAGCUGAAGUGCCAACAAGAGGCCGAGACCACAGCACGCACAAUCUCCCUCGCUAACCGCCUGGUUGGAGGGUUGGCAUCAGAGAAUGUGCGCUGGGCCGAGGCGGUGGCUAACUUCAAACAUCAGGAGAGAACUUUGUGUGGGGAUGUUCUUCUCAUCACUGCCUUCGUGUCUUAUCUGGGCUACUUCACCAAGCGUUACCGUCACGAGCUAAUGGACAACACUUGGAAGCCAUAUCUCAGCCAGCUUACGGUGCCCAUCCCAGUCACUCCAGGGCUGGACCCUCUUACAAUGCUGAUGGACGAUGCUGACCUUGCCGCCUGGCAGAACGAGGGGCUUCCAGCGGAUCGAAUGUCCACAGAGAAUGCCACAAUCCUCACCAGCUGUGAGCGAUGGCCUCUCAUGGUGGAUCCCCAGCUCCAAGGGAUCAAGUGGAUUAAAACUAAAUAUGGAGAUGACCUUCAGGUCAUCAGGAUUGGGCAGAGAGGCUAUCUGGACUCCAUUGAGAGGGCCUUAUCUGCAGGGGAAGUUGUCCUUAUUGAGAAUCUUGAGGAGACUGUGGAUCCAGUGCUUGGACCCCUGUUGGGUCGAGAAACAAUCAAGAAGGGACGCUACAUUAAGAUUGGUGACAAGGAGUGUGAAUACAAUCCUGGUUUCCGCCUCAUCCUGCACACAAAGCUGGCUAAUCCACACUACCAGCCAGAGCUGCAGGCCCAGUGUACGCUGAUCAACUUCACUGUCACUCGUGAUGGCCUUGAGGACCAGCUGCUGGCUGCUGUGGUCAGCAUGGAGAGACCUGACCUGGAAGAGCUGAAGUCGAACCUCACGAAGCAGCAGAAUGGCUUCAAGAUCACUUUGAAAACUUUGGAAGACAACCUGCUCUCCCGCCUCUCCUCUGCUUCAGGGAACUUCCUAGGAGACACUGAGCUGGUGGAAAACUUGGAGAUAACCAAACGCACAGCUGCAGAGAUCGAAGAGAAGGUGAAGGAGGCGAAGGUGACGGAGGCCAAAAUCAAUGAGGCGAGGGAGCACUACCGUCCAGCAGCCUCCCGCGCCUCCCUCCUCUACUUCAUCAUGAACGACCUCAAUAAAAUCCACCCUAUGUACCAGUUCUCUCUCAAGGCCUUCAGCGUUGUAUUUCAGAAAGCUGUGCUGAAGGCAGCUCCAGACGAGGCCUUGAAACAGAGAGUGCUAAAUCUGAUUGACAGCAUCACGUCCUCCGUCUUCCAGUACACCACCCGCGGCCUCUUUGAGUGUGACAAACUCACAUACACGGCCCAGCUCGCCUUCCAGAUUUUACUGAUGAAUAAAGAGAUCAACCCCAGUGAGCUGGACUUUCUGCUGAGGUAUCCUGUCCAGCCUGGUGUUACAUCACCCGUGGACUUCCUCUCUCAUCACUCGUGGGGAGGAAUCAAGGCACUUUGUACCAUGGACGAGUUCCGCAACCUGGACCGAGAUAUCGAGGGCUCAGCAAAACGCUGGAAGAAGUUUGUGGAGUCUGAGUGUCCAGAGAAAGAGAAGUUCCCUCAGGAGUGGAAAAACAAGACAUCCCUGCAGAGGCUUUGCAUGAUGCGAGCUCUACGGCCAGACAGAAUGACCUACGCCGUCAGGGACUUUGUGGAAGAAAAGCUGGGCAGUAAGUACGUGAUGGGCCGCUCAGUGGACUUUGCCAUCUCCUUUGAAGAGUCUGGAGCUGCCACCCCCAUGUUCUUCAUUCUCUCUCCUGGAGUUGACCCACUAAAGGACGUGGAGAAGCAUGGACGGAAGCUGGGCUACACGUUCGACAACCGAAACUUCCACAAUGUGUCUCUGGGCCAGGGGCAGGAGGUGGUGGCCGAGCAGACUCUGGACUUAGCUGCCCGUGAAGGUCACUGGGUCAUAUUACAGAACAUCCACCUGGUGGCCAAGUGGCUGGGCACUCUGGAGAAGAAGCUGGAACAGCAUGGUGAUGGGAGCCACCAGGACUUCCGUGUCUUUAUCAGUGCUGAGCCUUCCUCUAGCCCUGAGGGUCACAUCAUCCCACAGGGCAUCCUGGAAAACUCCAUCAAAAUCACCAACGAGCCGCCACUGGGCAUGCACGCGAACCUGCACAAAGCCCUGGACAACUUCAAUCAGGACACACUGGAAAUGUGCGCUCGCGAGAACGAGUUCAAAAGCAUCCUGUUCGCUCUGUGUUACUUCCACGCCGUGGUGGCCGAGAGACGCAAGUUCGGCCCUCAAGGCUGGAACAGGAGCUACCCCUUCAACACCGGUGACCUCACCAUCUCCGUCAAUGUCCUCUACAACUACCUGGAGGCCAACAGUAAGGUGCCGUAUGAUGACCUACGCUAUCUUUUCGGGGAGAUAAUGUACGGCGGCCAUAUCACAGAUGACUGGGACCGCAGGCUGUGCCGCACAUAUCUGGAGGAGUUCAUCAAGCCGGAGAUGAUGGAGGGAGAGCUGUACCUGGCCCCAGGCUUCCCCCUGCCUGGCAACAUGGAUUAUAACGGCUAUCACCAGUAUAUCGAUGAUGCGCUGCCUGCAGAAUCACCCUAUCUAUACGGCCUGCACCCCAACGCUGAGAUCGGCUUCCUCACCCAGACUUCAGAAAAGCUCUUCCGCACUGUGCUGGAAAUGCAGCCCAGAGACGGAGGCUCUGGUGAGGGCAGCGGCACCUCACGAGAUGAGAAGGUGAAAGCGAUCCUGGACGAGAUCCUGGAAAAGCUUCCAGAAGAGUUUAACAUGGUGGAGCUGAUGGGAAAGUUGGAGGAGAGGAGUCCAUAUGUGGUGGUGGCCCUGCAGGAGUGUGAGCGCAUGAACAUCCUCACACAGGAGAUCAAACGCUCACUUAAAGAGCUCAAUCUGGGCCUGAAGGGCGAGCUUACGAUGACCAAUGACAUGGAGAACCUGCAGAACGCCAUCUACCUGGACCAGGUGCCUGACUCAUGGACGAAGCGGGCGUACCCGUCCAUGUGCGGUCUGGCGCUGUGGUUCACUGACCUGUUGAACCGAAUCCGUGAGCUGGAGAGCUGGAGCUCAGACUUCAGCCUGCCCCCGGCUGUCUGGCUGGCCGGCUUCUUCAACCCACAGUCCUUCCUCACGGCCAUCAUGCAGUCCAUGGCUCGCCGCAACGAGUGGCCGUUGGACAAGAUGAGCCUGCAGUGUGACGUCACCAAGAAGAGCCGUGAAGACUUCAGCUCACCCCCAAGGGAGGGAGCCUACGUGCAUGGCCUGUUCAUGGAGGGAGCCCGCUGGGACACGCAGGCUGGAGUCAUGGUGGACGCCCGUCUGAAAGAGCUGACACCUGCCGUCCCAGUCAUCUUCAUCAAGGCCGUCCCUGUGGACAAGCAGGAGACACGGAACGUGUACCAGUGUCCCGUCUACAAGACCAGACAGAGGGGGCCUACGUAUGUGUGGACGUUCAACCUGAAAACCAAAGAGAAUCCAUCCAAAUGGACACUGGCGGGUGUGGCGCUACUUCUGCAGAUAUAGAACACAAACUUGCAGAUGCUUAUGAGUACAAACAUAUUAGGGCGGCGCAUUAUUCGUUAUUCGUCAUUGCGAUAUUGAUGGUAUCUCAGAAGGCUUCAAUAUUUAAAUUAGCUCUCUAACAAAGUGCUCUGAAAGAAUGUUUCAGGGUCAUUUUGAUGAUUUGAGGCAUUAAUAUAAGCCAAUGUAAAUAAUGAUACUGAUAAUAAUACUGGAUAAAAUAUCAAGGGUUCCAGUGUAUUAAAUUAGAAGAUCAAUCACAAUAUGAAGCAAUCUGAUCACAAUUAAGUCUAUAUCUACUGAGUAACCAUUAUUUUGAUAAUCUUUUUGUUUUGUUUAUUUUUAAACCAGAGGCCAAACAUUUAAAAAUGGGUUUGCACAACUUGCAGAUAAGGGCUUAUCUGUAGCAGUACAUAUUGCAGUAUAUAUAUAUAUAUAUAUAUAUAUAUAUAUAUAUAUAUAGAUACAGUUCUGUCCAAAAGUCUUAGUCUUAUUUAUCUCAUCAUAUGUCAUUAGAAUAAAUACAAAUAAACAUAAAUACAGUAAAAAGUAAAGAGAAUUUAUUUAAAACAUAAAGAAAAGUUGUUGAUAUCGUGUAAGCUAGUUUGACGAACAAAGUUCAUCACCAGCACACCUGAUUGAGCAAGAUGAACAAAUGAUUAGCCAAACCAGACCUAGAUGAUAACUACAGUUACACUGUGCUUUCACAAGGAGAGGUUUGGAAAUGAUUGAACAGAUACAUUCAUAUACACAAAAUAACUAUUUUUUGUAGUUAUUCUAAUAUUAGGGUUUUUGCUGACCACAUAACCAGCUUUUUAAUUCUAAUUUUCUCAGGUGGCCUAAAAACCUGUACAUGGUAUCACAUACACGUUAUUUAAACUGUAUUAUCAGGGUAUUUGCAAGAAUCAACAAAAGGUUUAGUUUUAAGUGUUUUAAGUAGUUGGAGUAUCACUGCUGUGUUAAUGAUCAUUUCUGCUAGUAUUUCAGUGCAGGGUUUAAUGCUACUAAAGCCAGCUCUUCCUAACCACGAAUAUUUGAAGCAUUAACAGGAAUCUGUUAAAUACGGCUUCAUAAUGGUCUGUGGAAACUCUGCGUAUCAGUCAGAUUACAAACUAAACCACAAGCCGAUAAAGUGAGAAUGUAACAGAGUAAUGGUGACAAUCCUAAUUCGCUACAGUUCUCUUUCCACAUCAUACAGCCCUAAUAUGUAUGUAGUUUUGGUGGCAAUAUUUACCACCAUAAAGACACAACUGCAUUUUGCACCUUUAGUCAAAAGGAAAUCUCUCUGUUACUUUUUAUAGAGGUUUUAUCUUUUUUAAUCAAAAUGUAUAUUUUUAUAAUUCUAUAUGAUGGGAUGCUGAAUACUGUAACCUGUGUACCCAGAUACAAGCUGUAAAAUAAAAGAAUCAGUGCCAGUCUAUGUGAUAGUAGAGUAUGCAGAAUAAUUCAGAGGUGCCUGAAAUGCCAAAUGCUUAAAUUGUGCAGAACUGUAGCACCCGAUUGUUUUUAUAACUACCUUCUUUUUAUUAAAAGUAAUAGCUAUUCUUUA